UUGAGAAGUAGUAGGUACAUGCAUGAGCAUAUGUACGCCCUUUGUUUACAUGGCAAUUAUGUGACUGACUCAUCUGAGGGAUCUUUUGAUGAGGAAAGUGAAGAUGAGAAGCCACUUAAGACUCCAAAGAAGGAUAAUGAUGUUGAGAUGAAGGAUGCUAUUGUGGUUAGUGCUGAAAAACAAACUGCUACGAAGUCUGAAAAGAAAAUGAAUCAAGCUCCUGGAUCUCGAACACUAUUUAUUGGAAACUUGUCCUGUGAUGUUGGACAGGAUGAUGUAGCUGAAUUCUUCAAGGCUGUAGGGGAAGUUGAUGUUCGUUUGGCUACAGCAGAAGAUGGAACCUUCAAGGGAUUUGGCCAUGUUGAAUUUGCUACUGAGGAAAAUGCUAAGCAGGCACUCGAAUUGAAUGGCAAUGAAUUAUUUGGUCGUGGUGUUAGACUUGAUGUGACCCGUGAAAGAGGUUCCUAUACCCCUCAGAGUGGUAAGGAUAACUACCAAAAGGGCAGCAAAGGUCAAAGUCAAACCAUAUUUGUGAAAGGCUUCGAUAGGUCACUUGAAGAGGAUCAGAUCAUGAGCUCUCUUGAGGAGCAUUUUGGCUCAUGCAGAGGGAUUACUCGUAUCUCCAUUCCCAGGAUUAUGAAACUGGAGCUCCCGAAGGUUUUGUGUCAGGAUUGCAUAAUGGGCUUCAAGGAUCAGGAAAGUUUCAACUAGGCGUAUCAGCUCAAUGGUUCUUAUCUUGGAGGAUGCACAUUAACUGUGGAAGAGGCGAAGCUGAGAGCUGAUAAUUGUGAUGGUGGCUGGAGUGGUGGCAGGGAUGGUGGAGGUAGAAGCGGCGGGAGACUUGGAGGAAGAGACAGUGCCAAAUGUGGUGGACCGUGGCAGUGGACCUGACUUUGGCAGCAGGGGCUGUGGUUGCGGUGGUACACCUUUCAGGCAGCGAAGUUCUGGGGCACCUAGUACAUGUUUGUGAACAAGUAUAAUCACUUUGGAUAAUCUCAUGCAUCUGUGCCCAGCAUUUUUGAUAAAUUCACCAUUUUGCUGGAAAGAAGACCACUUUUGGUGACGACUAGUCAAAUUUGGAAUCUUCGCUGAAGAUCAAUUUUGUCUGGUGGCCUGUGUUGGUUCAGCAACACCACCGUCACCAUUGCCAUCGAUGAUGAUUCCGUUGUGUUUGAUCCACAAGGACCUUGCAAACGUUCUAAGGUAUUGCUUUUGUCAUCGUUAUUGUUGAUUUCCAAUAAUAGCUCUUGCCUGCCAUUAUAAAUUUUCAACAAAUUUAUCAUAGAACAUUUCACAAUUGCUGGAAAUCUCAUUUUCAAACUCGUGUUCUUUCCAGAGUUCUAAACUGCCAAAAUGUUUGAAAAAAUAAACAUUAUAAAGCUAUAACUGCAUCUCUGUAACAUCACAUAUGCAAAUCCUUCCAUUGUAAAAUAUAGUGAUGUUGUCAUCGUCCUCUUGCUUCAACUCUGGAGCUUUCCCUCUUCUCAGAGAUCAGAGGAUGGUACUCCUCACAUAACUUCAUAUUUCUAUAGUCAAGCUUUUAGUAACAGCGUCUGUUCUAGUUCUAGAACUGCUACAUGUUACUAGUGUUGCAAAUAAUAAACAUCUCAACGAUGUAAGUUUCCGACAUCAAGAAGUCAUUUCUAAAAGCUAUAACAUUUCUGAAAGUUUACGUUUGUAAUCUAUCUGACUAACUCGAGAGAUACUCUCACUUUGAUCUUGUAUGCA
This is a messenger RNA of Zingiber officinale, 1728 nucleotides long. RefSeq names its product nucleolin 2-like. Gene Ontology annotation, molecular function: RNA binding. Lineage: Eukaryota; Viridiplantae; Streptophyta; Magnoliopsida; Zingiberales; Zingiberaceae. The record is from RefSeq and is a predicted model, not a curated record. The coding region runs from base 19 to 711 and encodes 230 amino acids. The transcript is spliced from 8 exons.